Messenger RNA from Toxorhynchites rutilus septentrionalis, 491 nucleotides. RefSeq lists its product as uncharacterized. The transcript is spliced from 2 exons. The coding region runs from base 97 to 354 and encodes 85 amino acids. NCBI's taxonomy places the organism in Eukaryota, Metazoa, Arthropoda, Insecta, Diptera, Culicidae. The record is from RefSeq and is a predicted model, not a curated record.
UCGGGUAUAAAAACUCAUCAAUUUGAAACAAUCAUUAUCAUUCAUUAUCAGUGUUUACUUUGCGAAUCAGCAAACAAAUUUAAAGUACCCAUCAAAAUGUUCAAAAUCAUCUGUUUGUUUGCCCUCGUUGCUAUCGCCUCGGUUUCGGCCAAGGCUGAUCCCAAGCCAGGAGUAUUUGCGUACACCGCACCCGCCGCUUACGUUGCUCCAGCAGUGUACGAACAGACAUUCCACGGUAACAUCGCCCCGGCUGCUGCCUUCGCUUAUUCAUCCCCAUACCUGGCUGCACCGUUGGCUUACUCGGCCUAUGAGCCAUAUGUUGCCGCGGCUCCCGCUUCCGUUCUGCUGAAGUAGAACAACGUUUCUGAGUCAUAUAAUUAUUGCAAAAUAUUCUUUUUGUAUCGACGCUGUGAUUGACAACAUUUUUUUGGGCACUCAUAAUAUUUUCUAUGAAAACUUAUACUGAAAAUAUAAUCGCAAAUCGAACCGUU